CCCGCCUGUCUCGGAGCCUGUUAGCGGAAGUGCUGCUGCUUAUUGCGGGGUGAUGGCUUCAAGGUUACUUUGCAGAGCUGGAGAGCUAGCCGCACAGGCCUUGAGGGCCAGCGGUCCCAGGGGGGCAGCCGCGGUGCGCUCCAUGGCGUCCGGAGGUGGUGUUCCUACUGAUGAGGAACAGGCGACUGGGCUGGAGAGAGAAGUUUUGAUGGCUGCACGGAAGGGACUGGACCCAUACAAUAUACUACCCCCAAAGGGAGCUUCAGGCACCAGGGAAGACCCUAAUUUAGUCCCCUCCAUCACCAACAAGAGAAUAGUGGGCUGCAUCUGUGAAGAGGAUAACAGUACAGUCAUCUGGUUCUGGCUGCACAAAGGUGAUAUCCAGCGAUGCCCUAACUGUGGAGCCCAUUACAAGCUGGUGCCCCACCAGUUGGCCCACUGAGCCCCUGCACUUACUCAAAAUGUGCACUUACUCAAAAUCUUCUUUCCAAUAAAGACUAGCCUUUGUAUUGGCUUCUUCUCCCAUA
Messenger RNA from Galeopterus variegatus (Sunda flying lemur), 527 nucleotides. Its product is annotated as cytochrome c oxidase subunit 5B, mitochondrial. The record is from RefSeq and is a predicted model, not a curated record. Gene Ontology annotation, biological process: mitochondrial electron transport, cytochrome c to oxygen. Gene Ontology annotation, cellular component: mitochondrial envelope. Lineage: Eukaryota; Metazoa; Chordata; Mammalia; Dermoptera; Cynocephalidae. The coding region runs from base 53 to 442 and encodes 129 amino acids. The transcript is spliced from 4 exons.